AUGGAUAACAAAUUUAUAUACAAAACCGGCGAACAAGGAAUAAAAUAUGUUCCAAAAUACGAUUUACAUGGUUGUAGUAAAAAGCAAGCAUAUAAAGAAGUAAAUAAUGUAAUUUUAAAAUGUUCUGAACUCGAAAUAAGUUCAGUAAAUUUCAUUACUGGUAAAGGAAAUCAUCAAAAUAUAAAUGGAGAACGAGCAGUACUCUUCAAAACUUUUCCAGAAUGGUUAAACGACCCAAAGUUAUCAAGCUUGAUUAAAGAUUGCGUUCGUGGAGAUGGAUCUUACAAAGUUUAUCUUAAAAUUGAGGAAAAUAAAACUAUUAAAAACGCUAAGAAAAAUAAGAACAACGUUAAGAAAAUUGAAGAAAAUAAGAAGGAUGUUAAGGAAAUUAAGAAGAAUGUUAAAGUAAUCAAAGAAAACAAGAAAGUUGUUAAGGAAAUUAAUGAUGUUAAAGAAAUCAAGGAAAAUAAGAAGGAUGUUAAGGAAAUUAAGAAGAAUGUUAAAGUAAUCAAAGAAAACAAGAAAGUUGUUAAAGAAAUCAAGGAAAAUAAGAAGGAUGUUAAGGAAAUUAAGAAGAAUGUUAAAGUAAUCAAAGAAAACAAGAAAGUUGUUAAAGAAAUCAAGGAAAAUAAGAAGGAUGUUAAGGAAAUUAAAGGAAAUAAGAAGGAUGUCAAGGAAAAUAAGAAGGGUGUUAAGGAAAUUAAAGAAAUUAAGAAAGUUGUACAAGAAAUCAAGGAAAAUAAGGAUAAGAAGAAAGUUAAGAAAAAUAAGAAAAAGAAGAAUGCUAAGAAUGUGGUGAAGGCGGAGAUUAUGGAAAAGAAAUUUGUUGAAACGAAUGAUUUUGUUACGGAAAUUAAGACCGAACCGAAAACGAAAAUAUUUACAAAAGUAUUACGACGACUUUCUGCGUUAUUUCAAUCAUUUCGUUCCAAACAAUUUUCUUCUCCUUUACCACCUCCUAACCAUUUUUCUUCAAGUUCGCUUAUACAAGAACAUUUUUCUUCUCCUUCACCACCUCCUUCACCACCUCCUACGCUUCCUCUUGUCGCUUCAAACAAUAAUGAAACUUCAACAAUAAAACCAGUAAAAAGUCCACAUUUUUCACAAUAUUAUUUUAAUACUUAUAAAGUUGUUAAAGAUUUAGAAGUACAAGGUUUCACUAGAGGUCAAGCCGAAUCUAUUAUGAGAGGCAUGGAAGCUAAAUUAAUUAAUAGUUCAGAAAAUUCUCUGACACAAAGAGAAGUUACAUCACUCGAUCAAAAAUUACAUGAUGAUAUUGGUAAAAUGAAACAUCUAAUACAAUUAGAUAUAAAUGAUUAUAAAGCUGAUAUAAGAGAAGAACAAAAAAAAUUGGAAAUCAAGAUUCAAGAAAUUAAUAACAAAUUUACUAUUACUUAUGGAGAUAUACGUACUGACGUUGAAGCAUUAAAAUGGGAAAUUACAAGGAUGGCAUUAAUGGGAAUCUUUGGAUCAACAGUUUUUGCUCUUGGUGUGAUGUUUUUUAUUUCCUAUAAAAAGUCAAAGGAAAUUUCAACCAAGGAUUCGAUAAAAAAUACUAAAGCUAAUAAUGGAUCAACUACAAAUGAAAUAUUAUUAAAUUAUUAA
Messenger RNA from Funneliformis geosporum, 1605 nucleotides. The record is from the annotation of a GenBank genome assembly. Lineage: Eukaryota; Fungi; Glomeromycota; Glomeromycetes; Glomerales; Glomeraceae.